Molecule: messenger RNA, 243 nt
Organism: Penicillium pulvis
Lineage: Eukaryota; Fungi; Ascomycota; Eurotiomycetes; Eurotiales; Aspergillaceae
Product: U4/U6-U5 snRNP complex subunit LSM6
Exons: 3
Coding region: 1-243 (80 amino acids)
Biological process (GO): maturation of SSU-rRNA; mRNA splicing, via spliceosome
Cellular component (GO): U4/U6 x U5 tri-snRNP complex; nucleolus; U6 snRNP
Molecular function (GO): RNA binding
Source: RefSeq, a predicted model, not a curated record
AUGGAGAACGGUUCAACCUCCGAGGGAAAAGAUCCAUCCGCCUUCCUGAGCGAAAUUAUUGGUGCUCCGGUGAUCGUGAAACUCAACUCCGGCGUGGUCUACAAGGGAGAACUUCAGUCUGUGGAUGGCUACAUGAAUAUUGCACUUGAAAAGACCGAGGAGUUUGUAAACGGAAAGCUGCGGCGCAACUACGGCGAUGCCUUCGUACGAGGAAACAAUGUGCUUUACAUCUCCGCGAGUUAA